This is a messenger RNA of Naegleria lovaniensis, 237 nucleotides long. RefSeq lists its product as uncharacterized. Bases 1 to 237 code for a protein of 78 amino acids. The record is from RefSeq and is a predicted model, not a curated record. The transcript is spliced from 3 exons. Gene Ontology annotation, biological process: DNA-templated transcription. Lineage: Eukaryota; Heterolobosea; Eutetramitea; Acrasida; Naegleriidae.
AUGUUUUUUUGUCCCUAUUGCGGAAACACCUUGUUAAUAGAGAAGGCAACGGGACGUUCAACAAGUACUGACUCCGUCUAUCGUUGGGUGUGCAAGACUUGCCCCUAUGUUUGCAAUAUUAAAAGUGAAAUGCAUUUCGACAUGAAAUUAGAAAAGAAGGAGGUGGACGACAAGGAUAAUCUUGCUAAUGAUUAUGAUGAUGAAGAACAUGCUACUCUAGGAGCUCGAAAUAUUUGA